This is a messenger RNA of Diospyros lotus (date-plum), 983 nucleotides long. Its product is annotated as 60S ribosomal protein L18-2. The transcript has 5 exons. The coding region runs from base 161 to 724 and encodes 187 amino acids. Gene Ontology annotation, biological process: translation. The record is from RefSeq and is a predicted model, not a curated record. Gene Ontology annotation, molecular function: RNA binding; structural constituent of ribosome. Gene Ontology annotation, cellular component: cytosolic large ribosomal subunit; ribosome. NCBI's taxonomy places the organism in Eukaryota, Viridiplantae, Streptophyta, Magnoliopsida, Ericales, Ebenaceae.
CAAGCCCAGCUUGAAUUACAACCCUAACAUUUCUCGCUCUCCUUCCAGAAUAAGAGGUCUUACAGGUACAAAACCCUAGCGCCAUCAGAAGUCAUUUGGAUAGAAUAGAAGGCGUCGUCGCGGCGGAGCAGCAGCAGCACCAGCUCCAACACCAACAGCCAUGGGUAUCGAUUUGAAAGCAGGUGGUAAGAGCAAGAAGACCAAGAGGACUGCCCCAAAAUCCCAGGAUAUUUACCUCAAGCUUCUUGUCAAGUUGUAUCGAUUUCUCGUGAGGAGGACGGGAAGCAAGUUCAAUGCGGUGAUACUGAAGCGGCUGUUCAUGAGCAAGAUCAACAAGCCUCCUGUCUCCCUCUCCCGCUUGGUUACUUUCAUGCAGGGAAAGGAGGAUAAGAUUGCUGUGGUUGUUGGGACCAUUACCGAUGAUGUUAGGGUAUACGAAGUCCCUGCACUAAAGGUAACUGCACUGAGGUUCACAGAGAGGGCUAGGGCUAGAAUUGAGAAGGCAGGUGGUGAGUGCUUGACAUUUGAUCAGCUGGCACUCAGAGCUCCGCUUGGGCAGAAUACGGUACUCCUUCGAGGACCUAAGAAUGCUCGUGAAGCAGUGAAACACUUUGGUAAGGCUCCUGGUGUGCCACACAGCCACACAAAGCCUUACGUGCGAUCCAAGGGAAGGAAGUUUGAGAUGGCUAGAGGCAGGAGGAACAGCAGAGGCUUCAAGGUUUAAGUUUCAAACAAUGAUCGCUACACAAAGUGAUCUGUCAAACACUAUAUCUACCUUUUUCCUUGUUUUUUUCAUCAUGGUCCAUUUCUUUUAGCUUCAGACAAUGGAAUAUCUGUAGCUUGUUUUUGUCAUUAUCUUUGGUUAGCAGUUUUCCCCCUGAGUAAGUAGACAAUGAAGCUUGAGGUUUGAGAUGUUUAUGGAGACUUAUUAUGUCUGUUUUGGCAUUUCAAUUGAUGGAAGUGAAACCAAGUAUUUAUCGUAA